ACGAACAGCAGCGCAGAGCUCGAACAGAGCUCCUCCUCCCCCCUUUUCAUGGCGUGUCCCUCGAUUUUACCCGCCGCGUCGUCGUCUUUCCACGGCCAGCUCCUCCGCCCCGUGGCGCCGCCGCCGUCCGUCGUGCGAGCGGGCCGGAGGAGCGCGAACGGCGGCAUGUCGGUGAGGGCUUCGGGCGCGGUAGUGCUGGUGGAGAAGUCGGCGGCGGAGAAGACGCAGAGGCUCAAGGCGGCUUACCUCGAGAAGAUCGUGCCCUUGCUCAAGGACGAGUUCUCUUACGCUAACAUCCAACAGGUUCCGAAGAUUGAAAAGGUCGUGGUGAAUUGCGGUAUUGGGGAGGCUGCUCAAAAUGCGAAGGGGCUGGAUGCGGCCAUGAACGAUAUGGCGCUUAUUACGGGGCAGAGGCCUAUAAAGACGCGGGCUAGGGUCUCCCUCGCCCAAUUCAAGAUCAGAGAAGGUCAACCGCUCGGUAUCGCGGUCACUCUCCGGGGAAAUGUGAUGUACUCAUUCCUGGAUCGGCUGAUCAACUUGGGGUUUCCCCGGACAAGAGACUUCCAAGGAUUAAACCCAAAUAGCUUUGAUGGAUAUGGGAAUUACAGUGUUGGCAUCCAAGAUCAGAGUGUUUUCCCGGAGAUCAGGUUUGAUGCAAUAGGCAAACCGAGGGGGAUGGAUGUGUGCAUCACAACUACCGCAACAACAGAUCAGGAGGCUCAAAGGCUGUUGGCUCUGAUGGGAAUGCCGUUCAGAGAAGGCGGCGGUUCGGCAGCUUUGCCCCGGAAGAAGAAACUGAGGAAACAUCACUUCGAUUCAAAAUCAAAAGGGAGGUCCAGAAGAUAGGAUCCUUUGGCUUAAGUGGCUUGGGAUUUUGUAUAACGGUCAUUUGUAUUGAUGUCUUUUCGAGUUUGUGCCAUCGGCAGCUGGAGCAAUUGGUGAUCCUUUUGAAAAGUGAUUAGAUA
Eucalyptus grandis is the source of this 965-nucleotide messenger RNA. RefSeq names its product 50S ribosomal protein L5, chloroplastic. NCBI's taxonomy places the organism in Eukaryota, Viridiplantae, Streptophyta, Magnoliopsida, Myrtales, Myrtaceae. The coding region runs from base 49 to 846 and encodes 265 amino acids. The transcript is spliced from 3 exons. Gene Ontology annotation, molecular function: RNA binding; structural constituent of ribosome. Gene Ontology annotation, biological process: translation. Gene Ontology annotation, cellular component: ribosome; cytosolic large ribosomal subunit. The record is from RefSeq and is a predicted model, not a curated record.